This is a messenger RNA of Sphaeramia orbicularis (orbiculate cardinalfish), 4096 nucleotides long. Its product is annotated as serine/threonine-protein kinase MARK1. The record is from RefSeq and is a predicted model, not a curated record. NCBI's taxonomy places the organism in Eukaryota, Metazoa, Chordata, Actinopteri, Kurtiformes, Apogonidae. The coding region runs from base 297 to 2693 and encodes 798 amino acids. The transcript is spliced from 19 exons. Gene Ontology annotation, biological process: intracellular signal transduction; protein phosphorylation. Gene Ontology annotation, cellular component: cytoplasm. Gene Ontology annotation, molecular function: ATP binding; protein serine/threonine kinase activity.
CCCCCCUCUCCUCUCCUCCUCUCUCCCUCUCCCUGUCUCACAGUCUCUCUUUCCUCCGUCUCUGUCUGCCACUAGCCUACCUGCAAACCCAGUGCACAAAGCCGAUCACAAAUUCUGGCGUGUCGGCUGGGCCCUGUGCGCUACUAUGCUGCGGUAGAAAGGCCGCUGUUUUGCGGUGUUUCCAGGGGAUGUAGACAGGGACACAGCCGGGCACCGCUCUCCCCGUCGGACCGCGCCGUGUCUGCUCUGCUCUGCCCAGCCCGCUGCAUCGCUGAGCGGCCUGCGAAGCACACAAGAUGUCGACCAGAACGCCAUUGCCCACGGUCAACGAGCGUGAUACCGAGAACCAUUCCUCGGUAGAUGGCUUUGCAGACCCUCCUGUCCCGCCAACAAAAUCUGCAAGUCGCCACAGCCUGCCACGAUGCCGCAACUCUUUCACUUCUACCGAGGAGCAUCCCCACAUUGGCAACUACCGCCUCCUCAAGACUAUUGGGAAGGGGAAUUUCGCCAAAGUCAAGCUGGCACGACAUGUCCUGACUGGACGGGAGGUGGCAGUGAAGAUUAUAGACAAAACCCAGUUGAACCCCACCAGUCUACAGAAGCUCUUCAGGGAAGUCAGAAUAAUGAAGAUCCUGAAUCAUCCAAAUAUAGUGAAGUUGUUUGAAGUGAUUGAGACGGAGAAGACCCUUUACUUGGUGAUGGAGUAUGCUAGUGGUGGAGAGGUGUUUGACUAUUUGGUUGCUCAUGGCAGAAUGAAGGAGAAGGAAGCCAGGGCCAAGUUCAGACAGAUUGUGUCUGCAGUGCAGUACUGUCACCAGAGGAGGAUAGUGCACAGGGACCUAAAGGCAGAGAACCUGCUGUUAGACGCAGACAUGAACAUAAAGAUAGCCGACUUUGGCUUCAGCAACGAGUUCACUGUGGGAAGCAAGCUGGAUACGUUUUGUGGCUCCCCGCCCUACGCUGCCCCGGAGCUUUUCCAAGGAAAGAAAUAUGACGGUCCAGAAGUGGACGUGUGGAGCCUGGGGGUCAUCCUCUACACACUGGUCAGUGGAUCACUGCCCUUCGACGGACAGAACCUAAAGGAGCUGAGAGAGAGAGUCCUGAGGGGAAAAUAUCGUAUUCCUUUCUACAUGUCCACAGACUGUGAAAACCUGCUGAAGAAAUUACUAGUGCUCAAUCCUGUCAAACGGGGCAGUUUGGAGCAAAUCAUGAAAGACCACUGGAUGAACGUGGGUCAUGAAGAGGAGGAGCUUAAACCUUACAUUGAGCCUGAGGCGGACUUCAGUGAUUCAUCCAGAAUAGAGCUCAUGGUGACAAUGGGCUUCCCUAAAGAUGAGAUCACAGAGUCUCUACAAAACCAGAAGUAUGACGACGUCAUGGCUACGUACCUGCUGCUAGGCAGAAAAGCACCAGAGUUUGAGGGCAGCGAGCCUCUGACUAAUAGCGUCCUGGGCCAGCGGCAGCGACCGACCAGUGACAUCAAUAACAGCUCCAGCAUUUCUCCCGCCCAUCCAAAGGUCACACGCAGCAUCUCGGCCAAUCAGAAGCAGCGCCGCUACAGUGAUCAUGGUGGGGAUGAUGAUGGUGGUGGUGUCGUAGAGAAGCCAAUGGGCCCAUCUGUGCCACCCGCGGUGUCAUACACAAAGCGUGGCCAGGCUCUAAGUGUGGAAAGCGACCACAGGGAGGAGUGGGACGGAGCACGCCGACUGGAGCUCAACACUUCAAAAGGAGAUGUUCCAGCCUCUCCACUGGGGGUGCAGGAGAGAAAGAAAACCACAAGUGCUGUAGGGACCAAUGGAUCGAUGACUCGUAGGAACACUUAUGUGUGUGAACGAUCUUCCACUGACCGCUAUUCAGCUAUUCCCAACGGCAAAGACAGCAGUUUAACCGAAGUAUCAGGGAGCACCCCGUCAACUGCAAUGAGCUCCACGCGACCUCGCCACACCAAGUCAAUGUCAUCGUCAGGGCACCCUUCGAAGAGCACACUGCCCCCCAUCGACGACAACACAGAACUUAAAGCCAGUUCGUCUCCGCGGGGUCCCUCCACUUCUCCGUCUGCACACAGCAUCAGCACCCCAGAGAAGAACCGCUUCCCUCGCGGCACCACUAGUCGCAGCACCUUCCACGGGGCUCAGCUCCGAGACCGCCGCAGCGCCACCUAUAACGGCCCCCCAGCCUCGCCGACUCUGUCACAUGACACGGGGGCUCUUGCUCAGCAACGCAGAGGCACCUCCACCGGGAUCAUCAGCAAGAUCACCUCCAAGUUUGUCCGCAGAGCUCUGUCUUUCAGGUCAACCCGGAGGGUGCCUAGUGAGGGAGAGGCCAGUGCCAGGACAGAAACACCAAGAAGCGCAUCAGGUGACACAAAAGAAGACGGCGGUCGUGACUCCAAGCCUCGUUCACUGCGUUUCACAUGGAGCAUGAAGACCACCUCCUCCAUGGAGCCCGCUGAGAUGAUGAGGGAGAUCAGAAAGGUUCUGGAUGCCAACAGCUGCGAUUAUGAGCAGCGCGAACGCUUCCUACUUUUCUGUGUCCACGGUGACGCUCGCCAGGACAACCUGGUCCAGUGGGAGAUGGAGGUGUGUAAGCUGCCCCGUCUCUCUCUUAACGGUGUGCGUUUUAAGAGGAUAUCAGGCACGUCCAUCGCCUUUAAGAAUAUCGCCUGCAAAAUUGCCAAUGAGCUCAAACUGUGACAGCAGAUGGAGUCCCAGUCAGCCAUUGGGUGAGUGAGCUCUGGUUACGGUCUCAUCGCAUCACUGGAUUAGUGUUGACUUACAGGACAAAAUUCAGCACUGAAGGUCCUCGCCGCACAGAAUCAGGGUGGAAACGGCUGGUAACGUGCAAUACUGGCCACGAAUGUACUGUACAGGGUAGUGGAUCAGAGAGCUGUCACAAGGUUUUUGAACUUCUGUGAUGGAGAGAUGGCAAAAAACAGCAAACCCCGCUUUCUUUCUUUCUUUUCUUUUUUCUUUUUUUUUUAUUUCUUCUUCCGUCCGUCUGUCCGGCCAGCCCUCUGUCUCUCUCAUCAGUCCGCUGCUCCUCGUCAUAGGACACAUUCAUAUAUCAUGCAGUAUGCAACUGAAAAGACCAUCCUGCAAUAAUGUUUUCAGUCUGUUUUUCUAAACGCCUAUUUCGAGAUCCUUGCUGAAUAACCAUUAAAAUUACUGAACGCUAAAAUAGCCGCUUUUCCACCUGUGUUAAGUCAGUAUAUAGAUCAGGCUGGAGCCCAUACUAAAACUAUGUAAAAAGAGAAUUGUACUGUAUGCAUAACAUCUGCAGGUACUGUAUUGUAUAUUGAUUUUGAGUUCUGUACAGAAUUUAAUUGUCAAUACUGUCUUUUUUCAUGGGAUUUGAUUUCUUUUCCUAAUAUAAUUGAUGUCUCUUAGAGCAUUAUCCUUUUGGUCUGUGAGUUUUUUUUAAUUCUUUUUUUUUUUUUUUAAAGAGCCACCAUAUGAAAAUAGUGUUUUUAAUUUUAUUUAAAGAGCACUAAAUUAUUUUGUGAAACAUUGAGGGAUGCAGUCCCUUGCCUUUUAUGUUAUAUUUUCUUUGCCUACAGAAAAAACACUAAGUUGCACCACAUAGACAUUAGUAGUAACUUCAGUUGAAACUGAAAAUGUGUUCACUUUAUUUUCUCUGAGCAGCGGGGAGGUGGUUUGGAGAUCCUGCUGCAAUUGCACAAGUUUUCCAGGGUGAUGUGUAUGAACAUGAGAGUAUGCACCUGUAUUUCUUUCAUGUUAGUUUGGUAGUCCUCAAUUACAAAACCAAGCAGGGGUUAAAUUGGUUUCUUUUAGAAAGUAGAGGACAACAUGUCUGGAUCCAAACGACUGAGAAGAUGCAUGAGAAGUCAAACAAUCACCUCGAAAGAAGCCCUUUGUCUUGCAGAGCUUUUCUAAAGAGACUGAUUUAGUCCUGCCACCAGUGUGAUUGUGCAGGUACUUGUGUAUCUCCUUGCUUGUGUUUUUUUUUUUCUUUUUUUUCUUCUUUUUUUAUUUCAGCCGAUUUUAUUGUAUUUAUUCCAUUACAUUGUAAUGUGCUGCUUUGUAGAAUUGAGGCGUGCACUCUGUUGGAGAAAAUAAAAGGAUUUUAUUUGUUUGUA